Messenger RNA from Pongo pygmaeus (Bornean orangutan), 5621 nucleotides. It is a transcript of the gene EPCIP, whose product is annotated as exosomal polycystin 1 interacting protein. The transcript has 3 exons. Lineage: Eukaryota; Metazoa; Chordata; Mammalia; Primates; Hominidae. The coding region runs from base 258 to 917 and encodes 219 amino acids. The record is from RefSeq and is a predicted model, not a curated record.
AUUCCACCCUGGCUUGCAGAUUAAACCAGCUGUCAAGCCAGGGUGAAGGAUCCGUGGCCAGGCAGAGGUCUGUGGAGUGGAGAGGCGAGGCCUCACAGUGGAACUCUCAGAUGACAGCAUGCAGGCGCCAAGAGAGUGGAUGCACAUACAGAAGACAGCCAUGCACUGAGCUGGGGACAUGCAACAAUAACAGGUGAGUUCCAACAAAUUGGUUCAAAAAGAGGGGGGAUAAACACGCUGGCCCACGCUGGGCAAGCAUGGCACCACCUCCCAGGCACUGUCUCCUUCUGAUCAGCGCUCUGGGUGUCUUUGCACUUAACUGCUUCACCAAAGGUCAGAAGAACAGCACGCUCAUCUUCACAAAGGAAAACACCAUUCGGAACUGCAGCUGUUCUGCGGACAUCCGGGAUUGUGACUACAGUUUGGCCAACCUGAUGUGCAACUGUAAAACCAUCCUGCCCCUUGCAGUAGAGCGAACCAGCUACAAUGGCCAUCUGACCAUCUGGUUCACAGACACAUCUGUGCUGGGCCACCUGCUGAACUUCACGCUGGUCCAAGACCUGAAGCUUUCCCUGUGUAGCACCAACACUCUCCCCACUGAAUACCUGGCUAUUUGUGGUCUGAAGAGGCUGCGCAUCAACAUGGAGGCCAAGCAUCCCUUCCCAGAGCAGAGCUUACUCAUCCAUAGUGGUGGGGACAGUGACUCCAGAGAGAAGCCCAUGUGGUUACACAAAGGCUGGCAGCCAUGUAUGUAUAUCUCAUUCUUAGAUAUGGCUCUUUUCAACAGGGACUCAGCCUUAAAAUCAUAUAGUAUUGAAAACGUUACCAGCAUUGCCAACAACUUUCCUGACUUUUCUUACUUUAGAACCUUCCCAAUACCAAGCAACAAAAGCUAUGUUGUCACAUUUAUUUACUAGCAUAAUAACUGUGUCCAGCUGCCUGGAACUUUGGCAAAUGAUGAAUAAUUUGCAGAAGGAAUCUGGAAAUAAGGCCAUGAGAUAGGUAUCCCUACCCACAAUUGUGCCUCUCUCCACAGGCUCCAUUUGCAACACAGCCACACACACACCAAUAACCAGCUCUCUGUUCUGCUCUGUGCCCAACUGUGAGAACACUUUUGAAAAACAAAAGAAAAAGAAACCAAAAAACCAACUUGAUUGCGUCCAGGGACAUGUCUUGGGAGCCAGCUAGGCUUGGUCUCUGCAACUAGAAGCCUGCAGGGAAAUGUCCCAUCAGAAAUGGAGAAAGCAAUACACCCUAGAGACUGCUUAGUGGAGCUCCUCCUAGAAGGUGACCCCCAAGAAACAUAUCUUCUUUCAAAAUACUGCCUUAAUUUUUUUCUGUUUCAUUUUGUGAAAUUGCUUGGAAUUCCCCUAAGUAGAGAAUAAUCAAUUUCAGAGGUUUGGGGACUGUGAGUUUUAUAAAAUGGUCGGGCACAGUGGCUCACACCUGUAAUCCCAGCACUUUGGGAGGCCGAGGCGGGCGGAUUACCUGAGGUUGGGAGUUCAAGACCAGACUGACCAACAUGGAGAAACCCCAUCUCUACUAAAAAUACAAAAUUAGCCGGGCAUGGUGGCACAUGCCUGUAAUCCCAGCUACUCGGGAGGCUGAGCAGGAGAAUCGCUUGAACCUGGGAGGCGGAGGUUGCAGUGAGCCAAAAUCGUGCCACUGCAGUCUACACUCCAGCCUGGGUGACAGGGUCAGAGAUCACACCAUUGCACUCCAGCCUGGGCAACAAGAGCGAAACUCCAUCUCAAAAAAAAAAAAAUAAUGAUAAUAAUAACAAAAUGAUUAGGUUCUCUUAAACUGAUCUUUUCUAAAUACCUUGCUAAGAAUAGAUGCACUGAGAAAUAAGAGGUUGGAGACUGUGUUUGUUGGGGUGGAGGUACCACAGGCAUGGAUAGGGUGAGACCUUAGGACCAAAUGGGGGGACCAGUGUUCCAGAGAGAGGGAUGCAGAAGUGAAAAUUGGAGGACACAAAACACAUUUGCAUCUAUCUCAAAAUUUUGCUUAGAGCAUAGCCUAACUGCAAGGAAAGUUCUUCACUUCUAGCCUUUCACAUUCUUUUUCUUUUCUUUCUUUGCAUGGUCUGUCUUUGCCCCCACUAUACCAUUUCACCAAUUUCUCUUCUCACUUUCAUCUUUCUCCUUCUCCUUUUCCUCUUGCUCCAAAAAUCAGAACUUAGAUGAAUACCAUUCGAGCUAUGUUUAACUACAUUAGGGGCUAGCCUGGGAAUUUACUCACCACUUACAACAUUAUUUCUAUUGUUAAAAGUGCUCAAAUUAUUAACAGAUAAUUAACAAAAAAAGUUCUAAGGCUCAGUCCAUUUGGAAGGUUAAGAUUGCAAAGUGAAGCCAUUUUAUAUGACAUGGUUAACACAAAAUGAUUUUAUGUGUGCUGAUAAAAGGAACCAAAGCAACAUACGUUUGAAAAAAUUAAAUGGAUUCAUUAUUGUACAAAGAAAAUUUUCCCUCGUAGAGAUGCAACUUGCCAUUAAAGUGGACUGUAAAGAAUCCAUGGCUUGGGAGGCCGAGGUAGGCGGAUCACCUGAAGUCGGGAGUUCGAGACCAGCCUGACCAACAUGGAGAAACCCUGUCUCUACUAAAAAUGUAAAAUAAGCCAGGCGUGGUGGUGCAUGCCUGUAAUCCCAGCUACUCGGGAGGCUGAGGCAGGAGAAUCACUUGAACCUGGGAGGCAGAGGUUGCAGUGAGCCAAGAUUGCGCCACUGCACUCCAGCCUGGGCAACAAGAGCGAAACUCCAUCUCAAAAAAAGAAAAAAAAAAAAAGAAAAAAGAAUCCACUGCAAUUGUGAUACAAAUGUCUAAACCUGGAGUGGAAUGAAUUUGAAACAUUAUUGCAUUCAUGAUACCAUAAUGAUAAGAAAUAAUCCAUGACUUAACAGGAUGUCCUGGGGUUGAUGACUUUAGAUCACAUAUAUCACUUUUUUGUUUUUUUUCACUUAACCUUAACAUAGAGUAACUGAAAUAACCUGCAAUUUCUACAUUUGCUUAAUUGGUGGGGGAUUUAGCCAUUCAGGCUAAUUAGCAUGAGCCCAUGUCAGUGUUUAAAUUAGGCCAAAACAAAGACCAAAAUAUGAAUUUUAAUAGAAACAUGUGACCUCAUUACUGACAUUGUACUGCAGAUAAUGUUAAAGUGAAAGAAAACAAUAAGGAAAAGGGGAAAAAGGAGGAGAAAGGAAAGCAAGAAAAGACAAGUGAAAAGAUUAGUAAUAUAUUCAUUGUCAUUAGUUACUGAAAAUAUAACUAAUUGAAUUUUAAUAAUUUUUAUUAACAAAGUAUAAAAUUAAAUGAUGUUAGAAAGUAUAUGCCUCCUAUAAAUAUCUUCCAUUUGGUAGCUUUUAAUAGUUUCAAAGCCCUUUCACAUAUGUUUUAAGUCUUUUGAGAAAUACUUGUGAGUUAAUGGGACUUAAACCAACAGAAAAGGAAAGCUAAUUUAGUUAUAAAUCAAGUCUGAGGUUUCAGAUUUCUGGACUAAAAAUAUGGUUCCGUUUGUGCUGCUGUGGGAUGAAGAAUGGGCAGAGAAAAUCCACAGGGCAGGCAUGGGGAUAAAUGGCAUUUGGCACUUAGCUGCAGGGUUUGGGGGACAACAGGGAGUGGUGGGAUGGUGGUUAAGUAAGGGUGCAUGCCCCAUCUGAAGCUCUACAGUGGCUCAGCUCCAACUGAGUGUUGCCAUGGGAAAAUCUGAUGGGGCCAGAUCUGAUCCUUCAGAGAAUUAGAAAUUCCAGGUUGUUAUGUGAAUUCUCACAAUUUGUAAAUGUUGGCUUGACAUUCAGCUUUUUUGUUUGUUUGUUUUAAAUAAUAUCAUGUGGGUCAAACAAACUAUGUUAAUGGUACCCAUCUGGCCUGGGGCUAGUAGCCUAUUGCCUCUGGCCAGUGGUGUGCUAAUAAAACUUUAACCACCAGCUCUCCAACAAAAAAGGGAGGUGGGCUGCUCUGCCUAUGGAGUAGCCAUGCUUUUAUUCCUUUACUUUCUUAAUAAACUUGCUUUCAAUUUACUCUAUAGACUCGCCUUGAAUUCUUUCUUAUGUGAGAUCCAUGAACCCUCUCUUGGGGUCUGGUUUAGGACCCCUUUCUGGUAACAUCUUUAUGGCAACCACAAAGGGAUGAUACUAAGGAGACCCCUGACCCAAAGGAAAUAGACCAACACUGAUUGGCUGACUUUGGAGUCAAGGAAACGUUUCUUUUGAGCUAUUGACAGCUUUCAACAAUUGCAUAAAUUAUGCUCCUGUGAACAAAAUUUGAAGCAUGCUUGUUUCUCUCUACCUAAUUUCUCCAAAAUCUGGAAACUAGUUAUAUCACCUUUAGUCAGAGUUAUGAAUGGUCCUCACCGUACUGACUUUCUCUGACUGAACUCCUCUCUACCCUGGAUCUGAGACCCUAAUAAAUAGGCAGGAAUAUCAUCGCCUCAUUCAGCCUCCAGAAGUUACAAAAGAUGGACCUUCAUCUCUCUACAACCCUUAGGAUUAAGGGUUCUCUUAUAAAAGGGAGGGGGAAAUGUCAGAGGCGUUUAAACAAGAGUGACUCCAUCUUGUUUAGAGGCUGCGUAAAAUAAGGCUGAGGCCUGCUGGCCUGCAUUCCCAGCAGGUUAGGCAUUUUUAGUUACAGGAUAAGAUAGGAGGUCAGCACAAAAUGCAGGACAUAAAGACCUUGCUGAUAAAACAGGUUGCAGUAAAGAAGCCAAAACCCACCAAAAGCAAGAUGGAGAUGAAAGUGACCUCUGGUCGUCCUCACUGCUACACUCCAACCAGCGCCAUGACAGUUUACAAAUGCCAUGGCAACAUGGUCUAAAAAGGGGAGGAAUCCUCAGCUCUGGGAAUUGCCCACCCCCUACCUCUUUCUGGAAAACUCAUGAAUAACCCAUCCCUUGUUUAGCAUAUAACCAAGAAAUAACCACAAAAAUGGGCAACCAGCAGCCCUCAGGGCUGCCCUGCCUAUGGAGUAGCCAUUCUUUUAUUCCUUUACUUUCUUAAUAAACUUGCUUUCACUUUAGUCUUCAAAAAAGUAAGCAGAUAUGUAUGUACAUAGGUUAUUUCAAUUUUACGGAUGUAAAGAAUGUGUAGCACACAAUUUACAAAUGAUAAUAAACUAUAGAUUACUCUUUAUUAUAUACUCUUUGUAGAUCAUUAGUUCUCAAAGAAUGCUUUGAUUUUUGCCAAACUCUUGUACACAAAGCCAACCUAGGGUUGCAACUGAUGAGCAUGUAUAGUUUUGGUAUAAAUAUUGGUUGAGAUUUUCAUUUAUGUUAGAAGUAAGAGGAAAGUUAAACAACAAAGAUACACGUGAGAAUGUCACUUGCUAGUCAAUGAUGAAAGCAACUUCUUUGCUGAAUCAAAUAAUAGUUUUCAAAUACUGGAGGAAUAUUUUCUCACAUAUGGGGACUAUUCACAAAGUAAAGGCUAUGGACAUGACACACUUUUAAGUUUAAUCUGCAUUGUUAACAUUUUCUCCAUCACACUCAACAAAAUCAUAAAUCACACUCUGAUAUGUAGUGGUGUAAAUACUGCCACCAUAACCCAAUUUCAUGCUACCAAGAGAACAUGGAGUUGAGAAAAGACAUACAAUAGGGCAGCAUUAUCUAGUAUUUCCACCCUACCUAUACAACAG